GCAUAAUAAAGCAGUGAAGAGGAACUGGGGGAAGGAAGUAUUACAUGUCUUACUGAUCAGAAAACUGCCUCUGAAAUAUCUGGACAAACUACAUAUAUAUGUAGCAAAAUCUGAAAAGGUUGAAAGUGUGUGGAGAGCAUGGGUUACGAUAUUGAGCGUUUUGUUGGCUACGUCAAUGAAGGGCUGUUAUGCUCCAUCUGCCGCGAUGUGUUAGAAGAUCCAUUACAGGCUCCUUGUGAACAUGCUUUUUGUACUGCUUGUAUACAUGGAUGGCUUGUUCAUCACAGUAACUGCCCUGAAGACAGACAGAUGAUUGAUGUGUCUUUGCUACGGCCUCUCUACAGAUACAUGAGAAAUGAUUUAAACCGUCUUCAGCUACAUUGCAAAAACAGGGAGUAUGGCUGUCAGAUGGUUUGUUCUCUGGAGUCUAUAGACAGGCAUGAAAGGGAGUGUGAAUACAGUCAAAUACCUUGCUCCAAUGCCGGCUGUACAGUUCAAGUUGAACGACGUAACUUAGACGGUCACCUGGCAGUGUGUGAAUAUCGGAGCCGUGAAUGCCCCAAUGGCUGUGGCUACACCAUUCUCAGUGUGGAAGACACACAGCAUAAUUGUGUGGCAGAGCUAAGAACCGAGCUAGAACUACUUCGGUCAGAAAUGAUCUGCAGAGUGGAGGAGGCAAAGCAUGAGAUGGAGUCAAGGUUAGAUUCACAGAGGAGGCAUAUGGUCCAAAAAGAGAGUAUUCUGCAAAAUGAAAUUGAAGAACUCAAGAGUCAGAUGUCACGAGUGAUGUCAGAUGUUCGCUCCCUGAUGGCUGCAGAGAGACAACACCGUCAGGAACUGGAGCAGGCAGAGCUGGAAAAACGGGAAUUAAUGGAGCUGCUGAGGGGGCUGCAGAAGGACUGUCGCUUAACCACUGCAGAAGGAAGCAGGAAGCCGACAAACUUCCGCCCUCUAACACGACUAGAAAGCGUGAAACGAAAACCUAGGGAAGUUACAGUUAUCUAAAUAGAAGCUAAUACACACUGAAGAGACUAAUACCAAAGCCUGAGGUAAUAGAGUCACCCAGAACCUUUUAAAUACUUGUGUAAGUAACUUGGAGUUUGUGGGAGGGGGUCUGCAUUUGAUUUAAAAAUUUGAAGUUUUUAUAUGUGCAAGUAUCAGCUAUUUCUACAGGGUCCUUAAAGCUGAAGACCAGCCUGUUUGGUACUCGGUAUCUUUAAAGCCUGUAUAAAUAGGAGUAUCCUUAAUUUUCUUCUGGCAGGUUUAAGGCUACUUGAACUUUAGUGUCCACAACAGACAAACAUUUGUACAGUCACUUGGACUUCACGUGUCUGUUAGUAUUCAAGUUUGCAGUUGUGUAAGACCCAUGAAUACUGAAUCACAGGGGCAUUUAUCUGUAAGGACUGCAUGAGAAAUCUGUAUAGUUCAUUGACUUUUCUCUAAACUUCUCACCCAACCUGUUCACAUGGGUUUCACUGGUAUAACUAAGCCAUAGUCUGUCCAUUGCAGCUCUCCAGUGGAGUCACUUAGGGAAGAACCUGGCUGCUGUUUACCGAAUGUGUGAAAUCAGCUUUGAACUUUCAGGAUAAUGCGUGCAGGUGCAGCAAUCUGAAUAAGCUAAUUUUAUAGUUUAGAAAGCAAAUAAAUGACUGUUCAUGCCUUGCUGUCACUCAGAGCAACGCUUUUAUGGCUAACAGCAUAACCAAAGAGAGAGGCAACAGUCUUCUGUAGCACAUACGCUACAUUAUAAAGACUUGCAGUCACAGCUGUCUGAUUUCAGGCAUCAGUAAAUCCUUCUAACUUGCUGUUUCUGUAGUACCACUGAAGCAGAUGUGCACAUGUUCAGAUCUUGUGCAUUUAAAAACUGACAGAAAUAACUCUUCUGUAAAUGUUUUGGGUUUCUUUUUCUGCAAGAGAACAUUCAUAGCAAGAGUUAUGUCCAAAUAUUUACUUGUUUUCAGUCCUUAUAUUGUAGAUGAAAUUACAUUCAUUGCCAGUAUUUAGAUCACUGUAGCAGUCUCACUAACUCGUGACAUGGCACAUCUCUUAAGCAACCAUAUUAACAAUCUGAACCAGUAAAACAAUAGGUGUAAUUUCGGAAGACUUGCAUUCACACUAAACAUUCAGUGGUCAAUUCAUUCACAUCAGUGUGUGUAUUAAAGCUGUAGGUGGAAAGUAAGAAUGAGUUUAUUACCUUGUGUUCUAAAUAAGGUAGCUGUUGGUGUCUGUUGUCUGUGUGGCUCUAUUUCAGCAUCCACUCUAAUUUUGAAGCUUCUUGGCAACACCAGAUUUCAUGCUGUUAGAAUCAAUCAGUGCUUUUUUCCUGUAACUGUGUGGUUCUAUCGUGUGAAUUUAUCUCCUUUGCUUAACAUAAAAGAAAAAAAAAUACUUCAAAAUCCUGUAGAAUUCAGAUGAACUGGAUCGUCUUUCCCAGGUUGGAGGGCAGUAACCCAAUCUUUCUGUUCUGACCACACAAAAAAGCAAGUUAUUAGCUCUACCCUUUCUCCAUAACUAGAUCUCUGCAUUUGUCUGCUUUAGGCGUUUCAUCCACU
Neopsephotus bourkii (Bourke's parrot) is the source of this 2552-nucleotide messenger RNA. Its product is annotated as RING finger protein 151-like. Gene Ontology annotation, molecular function: zinc ion binding. The record is from RefSeq and is a predicted model, not a curated record. Bases 139 to 1005 code for a protein of 288 amino acids. NCBI's taxonomy places the organism in Eukaryota, Metazoa, Chordata, Aves, Psittaciformes, Psittacidae. The transcript is spliced from 7 exons.